Pungitius pungitius (ninespine stickleback) is the source of this 2113-nucleotide messenger RNA. It is a transcript of the gene ppp1r3b, whose product is annotated as protein phosphatase 1, regulatory subunit 3B. The coding region runs from base 156 to 1019 and encodes 287 amino acids. Gene Ontology annotation, cellular component: protein phosphatase type 1 complex. Gene Ontology annotation, biological process: regulation of glycogen biosynthetic process. Gene Ontology annotation, molecular function: protein phosphatase 1 binding; glycogen binding. The record is from RefSeq and is a predicted model, not a curated record. The transcript is spliced from 2 exons. Lineage: Eukaryota; Metazoa; Chordata; Actinopteri; Perciformes; Gasterosteidae.
UUCACGUGAACUCCGUGUGGGAGAGAAAAUGUGAAAGAAGAUUAGAAAGCGAGGAGCUCGCGAGCAGGGAGCGCGGAUCAAAGACCGGAGCGCCAUGACGCCGACACGGUAAAGUCUCCUGUGUUUCAGAGCCCCCCCCCCCCCGGCCCCCCAACAUGACUCCACCUCUGUACCUGUCCAAGGAGCAGUUCGUCUACAGGAUGUCUCCCAAAACCCGCAAACCGGCCUUGAGCUCCUGCCUGAAGCUGCAGCGCUCCGCCCGCGAGGAGCCAACGGCGCCCGAGGAGGGCGGAGCCUCCGGGAGAGACUCUGACCGGGCCGCCAAGCGGGUGACGUUCGCCGACCACCGAGGUCUGUCCCUGACCAGGGUGAAGGUCUUCUCUCAGUUCGACGACCCCAUUGACAUCCCUCUGAACAUCCAGGAGAUGCUCCGCUCCGCCCUGACGCUCAGCGCCGAGGAGGACAAGCUGGUGCUGGACUUCGCUCAGCCCUCCUCGGACUACCUGCGCUUCCGCCAGAGUCUGGAGAAGAACUUUGUCUGCCUGGAGCACUGCGUGCUGAAGGAGAAAGCCCUAGCGGGAACCGUCAAGGUCAAAAACGUCUCCUUCGAGAAGUCCGUGAAACUGCGGCUGACGUCUGACGGCUGGAGGAGCCACCGGGACGUGGUCUGCGAGUACGUGAAGGACUCGUACCCCACGGCCUUCAGCGACACCUUCUCCUUCAGCGCCGCGCUGCCCGAGCGGCUGCGGCCUCACGAGCGCGUGGAGUUUGCCGUCUGCUACCAGGUGGGGGGGCGAGAGUACUGGGACAGCAACCAGGGGGGCAGCAGCCAGGGGGGCAACUACCGGAUUGUGUGGGCCUCGGCCCGGCGGAGCCGGCCGGGGGGGCCCAGCCCGCACGCCGACUCCUUGGACUUUGGGAUCCACUUUGACCGAUACGGCAGCCCCACCUGCUCCCACGGCAUCUUCCCCGACUGGCCGAGCUACGCAGGCUACGAGAACACGGGCCCGUACUACUGAGCAGGAAGUAGCCCGUACUACUGAGCAGGAAGUAGCCCGUACUACUGAGCAGGAAGUGACCCCAGGAAGUAGGCCUUUGCCACUGACAUUUUGAAUGCAGAGCGUGGACGAGCCGUGGGUUCAUUUACUGUGUAAAGGGUUACCCGGGUCCACCUGGACUACCCGGGUCCACCUGGACUACCCGGGUCCACCUGAGUGGGGUUACUUGGUCACCUUGGUAACCCGGCUGAUCUUCUUUUCUUAACCAAUUGAAUGUCAGAACUUUUGAGUCUGUUUUUCCUUUUGUGGGAUCCAGAGAUUCUGAUGUGACUCGAUUUAUUAAAUGGAUAUUUCGUCCAGCGCGCCCCCCCCCCCCCCCCUCCUGGGCUGACACAAAGUCUGUUAGUUAUUAUUAUAAUAAAGUGAGCUGCUUUUAAAGGAUUGUUUAGCUGGUAUUGAUCUGAAGCUCUUUAAUGUUUCACUGAGCCUCAACUUGAACUUUUGCACCUUUUUAAUCGCGUUGUUGAAGCUGCUGAGUUUCUAUGCACAUGUUAACAUACGUGGAGAAAUGAGUCAAUAAAGUCAAACUUUUUAACUUGUCUGUUUUUUUUAAUGUUGGUCAAGAUUUCAUGUGAAAUUGUACGAAGAAAUAUUUCAUAAUUUGGGUUUAAGGUUUUAAUUUAUGUAAAGACAACAAUUGGAAUCAAUGAUAAAGCAGUUCAUCAAACUAUCGUCAGAAAGGUAAAGAUUUUAUAACUAAUGUGGCAUCAGCACUACUGGUCCUGCUGGUCCUGGUCCUGCUGGUCCUGGUCCUGCUUGAUCUUGCUGCUACUCUUGUCCAACAUUGCUUGUUUUACAACAGCUGUCUUCUGUCUUCCUGGCUGUGGACCAGGUCUACACCAGAGACCGGACAUGUAUUCAAAAUUAAUAUGUUGUCAUCCACUCACCUGAACGGUAUACUCUUAGCGGUCAGUACUACCUGAAGUACUUGAGGUACUCAAAUGAUGUGUUUAAAUAUCUUCAUGUGAUGAUGGAACAUUUAACCCACUGAUUCACAUAGUAAACAAUAUAAAUCCGUCAGUGUCCUGCAGAUGGAGACAAACUGCUUGUCUUCU